Lonchura striata (white-rumped munia) is the source of this 3357-nucleotide messenger RNA. Lineage: Eukaryota; Metazoa; Chordata; Aves; Passeriformes; Estrildidae. The record is from RefSeq and is a predicted model, not a curated record.
GAGCGGAGCGGAGCCCGCUCGGGACGCGCUCCCCUGGCGGCGGCGCGGACGGGGGCGGCCGGUGCUGCCACAGCGGCGGCCCCAUGUUUUCCCCCGGCCAGGAAGAGCUGUGCGCGCUGAACAAGGAACCCAUCAAGUACGGGGAGCUGGUGGUGCUGGGGUACAAUGGAUCCCUUCCAAAUGGUGACAAGGGGCGCAGGAAAAGCAGAUUUGCCCUUUAUAAACGAUCUAAAGCAAGUGGAGUUAAACCCAGCACUGUCCAUGUCAUCUCUACUCCUCAGACAUCAAAGUGGAAGAUGGAUUUUAAGAGUGAAGACCCCAACCUUCUGCGUGGGGAAUUUGUCUCUGAGAUUGAAGACAAGGCAAUCAGCUCAAAAGGCCACCACAGUGUCUCUUACACAUUAUCCAGAACCCAGACAGUCAUAGUGGAAUAUAUUCAUGACAGAGAAACAGACAUGUUUCAGGUUGGGAGAUCUACAGAAAGUCCCAUAGACUUUGUAGUAACAGACACUAUUUCAGGAAAUCAAAAUACUGAUGAAACCCAGAUUACCCAGAGCACCAUCUCCCGAUUUGCCUGCAGGAUUGUUUGUGACAGGAUCCCACCAUACACAGCAAGGAUCUUUGCAGCUGGCUUUGACUCAUCUAAAAAUAUAUUUCUUGGUGAAAAAGCAGCCAAAUGGAAAAACCCUGAUGGCCACAUGGAUGGAUUGACAACCAACGGGGUGCUGGUGAUGCACCCCAAGGGUGGCUUCACGGAGGAGUCCAAGCCCGGGGUGUGGCGGGAGAUCUCGGUCUGUGGGAACGUCUACACGCUCCGGGAGACCAGGUCUGCCCAGCACAGGGGCAAACUGGUAGAAAACGAGACCAACAUCCUUCAGGACGGCUCCCUGAUCGACCUGUGCGGGGCCACGCUGCUGUGGCGGACGGCGGACGGGCUGCUGCACACCCCGACGCAGAAACACAUCGAGGCGCUGCGGCAGGAGAUCAACGCCGCCCGGCCCCAGUGCCCCGUGGGCUUCAACACCUUGGCCUUCCCCAGCAUGGAGCGCAAGGAUGUGGUGAAGAAGAAGGACGUGGAGGACAAGCAGCCGUGGGUCUACCUCAGCUGCGGCCACGUGCACGGCUACCACAACUGGGGCCACCGCAGCGACGCGGAAAGCAACGAGCGCGAGUGCCCCAUGUGCAGAACCGUUGGGCCCUACGUGCCUCUGUGGCUGGGCUGCGAGGCCGGCUUUUACGUGGACGCCGGGCCCCCCACGCACGCUUUCACCCCCUGUGGGCACGUGUGCUCCGAGAAAACUGCCAAAUAUUGGUCCCAGAUCCCGCUGCCCCACGGGACGCACGCCUUCCACGCCGCCUGCCCCUUCUGCGCCACGCAGCUCUCCGGGGAGAACAACUGCGUCAAGCUCAUCUUUCAGGGCCCCAUCGACUGAGAGAGCGCACGGCAGUGACCACAAUAAAAGUUUUUUUCUUGAACGGUUUACUGUGAAGAUUUUUGCCACUAAUUCGAGAUUUUAGCUUUUUUUAUAAUGUUGUUCGUAGGGGUGGGUAGGGUGGGGAUGGGGGAAGCGAUGAGAGGAUGGAGGGACGGUGGUGGAAUUGGGAUACAUUGAUACCUGGAACUUGACAGAUAUCAGUGGUGUUGCAUGCUCGAAAGCAGCAUAUUCAUGGAGUCUUCUUGGUCAAAUUGUAGUAUAUUUGUAAUCUUUUUAUUAGUACCCUGGAUCAGAAAAAGGUGUCUUAAAUGAUUUUUUUAAGCUAAGAUUUUUUAAUGGAAAGGUUUUUUCUUCUAAACUUUGACAAGCCUUUAAAACCUAUUUUUCAAAUCUAGAAGGAACAUACAGAAUGUAACCGUCUUUAAUUUGCAAUAUAAUUUAACUUGAAUAGUUUCUCAAGGAGCAAAUACAGAAUGUGUGGACAACCCAUAGGUGAAUGUUCACUAGAGAUAAUUGGAUAUGUAAGAUAAAAAUUAGCUGCCUAAAGUGUAGAGGAUAAAAGUAUUAAAAUAUCUAUUAUGGUAUAACACAGCUGGCCAAAAAGGCAUCAAAGAUUACUUGAAACUGAGGAAAUCCUGUUUGCAUUGAUUUCCUUUCAGUGCAGUAGAUAUCCACUGGCUAUUAGGUAUGGGAGAUGGCUGAUUAUUUUCUGUUGGUGUUUUGUUUUUUUUCCAUUUAACCCGCAUCUGGUGAAACCACUUUUUUCCAUACUUAGCUCUGGGGUUUAAGCUGAUGUUUUGUGUGUGUGUAGCCUGGCCUUUUCAUUUCUGCUUUGCUUGCCCUCAGUGCUCCUUACCCAGGGCUUCUGGGUGAGUGGAGUUCACAGAUUCCCAAAAUGAUUUAGGUUGGAAGGGACCUUAAAUUUCAUCAGUUCCACUCCCUGCCAUAGCAGGGACACCUUCCACUGUCCCAAGCUGUUCCAGCCUGGCCUUGGGCACUUCCAGGGAUCCAGGGGCAGCCACAGCUGCUCUGGGCACCCUGAUGGAGCCAGAGGCAUGUCCAGGCUUCCCUGCAGUGAUGAAGGGAUGGUUUAGGUACAGCUGGUACAGAAUUUAUUUACAUAAACCUGAAUUCAGGAAAGCACUUAGUCUGUCUUUAAAUCCAAGCCCACGCCUGGGACUGUUUAGAUUCUCAAGAGCUUCAGUGCAUUGCAGUUAUUUGCUGUUAUGUUUAGGAAAAAAAAGGCAUUUUGAAAUAAAUUAUUUUUUAAGCUCACUUUAAAGCAUUUUCACUAGAAGGGAGAGCAUAAUUUCCAGUUCAGCUGAGCAUUUUUGUUCACUUUUCAACUUGCUGCCAUCUGUCACCUUUCUUUUUGCAGAUUGAGUUGUGUUUGUAUCUCUUUUUUCCCCCCAAAUGUUUGCAAAUCAAACAACAUUCAAAUGUAAUCAAAUAUAUGCACCAGGGUGGUACAUCUGAAGUGGAUCACUUGAAAUUCGUGACUUUUUAAGAGAGCUGAUAAAUGUUUACUAUGGAAAUAAUUAAAUCAGAAUUUCAUAUGAGGUGUACCCUGCCCACUGUUAGGCUCAUUUUGUGCAGAAUGAUAACUCUUUGAUUUGUGGUUUGUUUUUUUUUUUUUCUUUAUGCUUUCUGUACUCUUGGUAUCUGAGGUAUCAAUCUAUCCAGGUUAAAAAAAAAAAAAAUUGGGAGAAAUCUAUAACAUCUCUAGAUGAAAUUGAUCAUUCAAGCUCAGUUCUGUUUAAUCAACUAUAGCUUUUUGCUAUAUUUGUGCCCUUUGUAUAAAUAUAUAAUUUAUAUGAUUUUAAUAUAUUCUGUAUAUAUAUAUACUUGAAUUGGCCUGUUCAUAUUUUGGUUGUAAAAUUGUUUUAUAGUUAACCUUAUAAACAUUUUACAUGUCCCUUGC